GGGGCGCAACUCGCAAGCAAGCGAGCAAACUGGUUUGGUUUUGUAGGGCUUGCACCACUGCACCGCUCUUUCGGCGAGACAGUCCAAUUUAUGCAUUACGGCUAUGUAGGCACUAUACGCUAUCAAAACCCUGUGCCCGGACUUUUACAACCAUUCGGCAUCAUCAUUGCAAUAGUUUCAUUUAUCAAGUGCCUACAGACUCGAAAUUCACUAUAAAACAAAAAAAUCGGUAACAAAAAAACGAAUCCGCGGGAAAAUUUGUUAAUUCUUUUCAAUUUGUUCAAGUUUGUUUUUUUCCGUUCUCUCGAAAUUAAAAAUUCUUUUCCACCAAACGAGGAAUCAUCGAUGCAAUUCACUGGAUUCACUCGAUUCACUGGAUUCACUGGAAGAUAAGAAAACUGAAGGAAUAUACGUAGCAAAGGAAGUAUCAUCUAUGAUCCGCGUGUGUUUUUUCGAAUACGCGUCUACUGAUAAAGUGUCGAUAAUAUGAAUUGCACAUUCUCGAGGAAAAGGUCGUGACUCUUUGUGUUGUUGUUGGUGCUGGAAUUCACUGCUGGAAAAUUCGAGUCUUCAGGAAAAUAAAAAUUCGGUUAAGCUAUGGCAGAGGGGAAUGGGGAAAUAAAAAUGGAGGAGAAGCAGUCAAAAGAGGACAUGGAGUGUGUCGAGCGAACGGAAGAUUACGCAAAGCUAAUCCAAUAUGGACUCGACGAAAAAGUGUCUGGCAAGCUCGACGAAAUUUACAAGACCGGCAAACUGGCCCACGUGGAUUUAGACGAAAGAGCGUUAGACGCUCUCAAGGAGUUUCCGGUGGAUGGCGCAUUGAAUGUGCUCACGCAAUUUCUCGAAUCUAAUCUAGAACAUGUAUCAAAUAAGUCGGCGUAUCUCUGUGGAGUUAUGAAAACUUACAGGCAAAAAAGCAGAGCUGGCCAGGGCACCGGGACCGCCACAACUCCGAAGGCACCUGACGAAGAUAAAAUUAAGAUGAUUCUAGAAAGAACAGGAUAUCCCUUAGAUGUGACUACAGGACAAAGGAAGUACGGCGGCCCUCCUCCAAAUUGGGAGGGUCCUACUCCAGGAACUGGUUGUGAGGUGUUUUGUGGAAAAAUACCAAAAGACAUGUACGAGGAUGAAUUAAUUCCAUUGUUUGAGAAAUGUGGCAAAAUUUGGGAUUUGAGGCUGAUGAUGGACCCAAUGUCAGGUACCAACAGGGGAUAUUCAUUUAUCACUUUCACGAAUCGAGACGCUGCACAACAGGCGGUUAGAGAGCUCGAUAAUCACGAAAUAAAACCCGGCAAGAGUCUGAAAGUAAACAUUAGCGUUCCUAAUCUACGACUUUUCGUGGGGAACAUACCAAAGUCAAAAGGCAAAGAGGAGAUCUUGGAGGAAUUUGGUAAAUUAACAGCCGGCUUAACCGAGGUGAUCAUCUACAGUUCUCCGGACGACAAAAAGAAAAAUAGGGGUUUCUGUUUUUUGGAGUACGAGUCACAUAAAGCGGCGUCCUUGGCUAAACGCAGGCUCGGCACCGGUCGCAUGAAAGUUUGGGGGUGUGAUAUUAUCGUCGACUGGGCUGAUCCCCAAGAGGAGCCCGAUGAGCAAACAAUGUCCAAAGUUCGUGUUCUGUAUGUUAGAAAUUUGACUCAAGACUGUACGGAAGAGAAACUAAAGGAAUGCUUCGAACAGUAUGGCAAAAUUGAAAGGGUAAAAAAAAUCAAGGACUAUGCUUUUAUACAUUUUGAAGAUAGAGAAAAUGCCAUGAAGGCGAUGCGGGAAGUAAACGGCAAGGAGAUGAGUGGGUCCCAUAUAGAAGUCUCCCUCGCGAAACCGCCGUCCGACAAAAAGAAGAAGGAGGAAGUUUUGCGAGCCAGGGAACGUAGAAUGUAUCAAGUGUUGCAAGGACGUGGCGGAAGUUCUCCGUCACAUCCUAGUAUGAUGGGCGGCCCAAUGGUACCACGAGGACCUGGUCAAGGACCUCGUGGUACUGGAACGGGUAUGCGAGGACCUAUGGGACGUGGCGACUAUGCUCUCAAGGAAAUAGAUUAUGAUUACGACUAUUACGGUUAUGGGGAUUAUCGAGGUGGCUACAGUGAUCCAUAUUACGAUGACUAUUAUCGAUACGAAGAUUACUAUUUCGAUUACGCGCCGCCUCCGCCACCUGCCAGAGGGAGAGGCAGGCAGCCUCAACCGGCUGGUCGUGGGCGUGGAGUGGUGGCGCGUGGCCGGGUCGGUGGCCCCCAAGCCCGUUUACCAGCCAGGCGGGGACACAACCCCGUAACCUCAGGGGCCCGUGGGGCCCUGCGGCCAACCGUUCGUGGGGGGGUCCGCGCCAAGGGAAGUUUACCAGGUGAGGAUGCAGGUAAACGAAAGUUUGACGGGGGUCACCAGAACCAGGGGGAAUCUAAACGUCGCUUCCAGAGCAGCUGGGGAAACCAGCCCCUUGCCCAACAGCCAUUGGGAUAUGGAUUGGCGAGUGUAAACGGUGGCGGUAGUGGUGGCGCUGGGUCUGGUGACGAACCGAAAUGGUACCAAGACAGCUAUCAAUCGUGGAGCUAACUUCUGCCAGCUUGCAAAUGAACGAGCGUUAUUCGUAAAUAAAAAAAAGCGAUACAUCGUGAUUUCGGGGUGUAGGGGGACGAGAAAGUUUUAAUAGCGAAAAAGAGUGCGUGUGAAUUAUUAUGCGAGAGAAAAUGAAGAAUGAGAGAGAGAGAGAGGAGAGAGAGAGCAACAAGAGAGAGAGCGAGAGAGAGAGAAAGAUUACUGCAAAACUUUGUAUAAGAGUUUAUUAAUAUUAUUGUUCCGAUGAAAUGUGACUUGUAAAUGUUUUUUGACGAAAUGCAGCACCGCGCUCUGCGCCGCCACCAUCGCCUGCUGUGUUGUGAUUAUGUACAGUGAUGUGCCACUGGGACUGUAUUAUUUUUAUCUCGGAGUGACCACCCACCCCGUACUACUAUUACAAUACUACUACUCUAAGUAUCACUAACUGCAUUGUCACAUUGUUUACUGCCAAGUGAAGAAGACCGUUCGGCGAUUUCAUACGCUGACAUCCGGAUUGUGAUGGCACGUAUUAAUUAAGAGGACUUUUGAAUGGUUCAAUUAUUAUGCGAUAUAGUUGACUAAUUGUCGUGAAUGUGAACGAAACAGAACAAAAUGUAAGCAAGUAAGAGUGAAUCAGAAAGAGAGAAUGCGAGAGAAUGAAUUCGCUGAAAGGAGAAUUCGUCUCCUUUUCUAAUUUGUAUGAAUUUAUGAAUUUUGAGUGAAAAGGAAAGUGGAGUGUCUGUGUGUGCGUGGAGCGCGCCAAGCGCGAUUAGACCUUCUAUUGUUGGUCUAUAAUGUGUACAGUCAGUGAAACUAUUAUUAUUAAGAGUCAGGAAAGUUUUGCGAUAAAAUGGAGAGUAAGAAAAUUUGCUAGCCGCAACUUGUGUGAGUUUCUGCGAUGAUAUGGAUUGUCCGAUCGUCAGAAUUAACAACAAAAAAACGAGGAAAAGAGACCGAUUGGUUCGAAGGAAGAAAUAUUGCUCAUGAAUGAGAAAAAACCCACUUGUACAGUAAAUUUUCAGAACCCAAAAAAAAAAAAUAUUAACGAGAACACUCGUUUCUAAAUUGUAAACUAUAUAUUUAUUCUCGCUAAAUGAGCGCAUUGAUAAAGAACUGCGAAAAAACAGUUGAUGUUGUCCACCUUUAAAAGGAUAGGAAAUUGUGAGAGUUAGAAAGCGCGAAAUUUUUUUUCACGAUUAUUGGAAAUUUUUUAAAAAAAAGUCAAACACAUCUCAUCAUCUCCUUUACACAAAUACACUCAUAAACAAGUACACACACAUUCAUGCAAUAGAAGAAAAAAAGAUGACUGGCUACCGGAUUGAUAAUGAUAGUUACAGAUUGAAAAUAGAACGCUAGUGCGCAAUUUUAUUCAAAUGCAUUCAAACACAUACAGCACACACUUUUUUGAGUGUUGACUUAUUGUUAUUGUUAGUCUGUUAGUUAAUUAGUAAGAGUUGUAAGUGCGGGCUGUAGUUGGUCCCUGUCCCUGGAGCCCAGACAACCCCCUGUUCUGGAAAAUUAUUUUAACGAAAAAAAGAUAACACCACUCGAUGUAAAACACGCACCCCCCGAAGAUUGAAUACACCGAUAAACUUGGGACUGAAAACACGAGGUUGAUGAAUCCUGCAAAUGAACCAACAACCUCGUGUGUCCGCUCCUCAGUUUAUUUUGAAAAUCCGGCUCAAGAUCAAGAUCAAUUGCUGACUGUAUUAAAUUUUCCCCCUCUCGCGAUUUUUACCAAUCCGUUAAGGAAAAUUUAACGCCAUCAACAAUUUUACAUUCCAAUUUUCAGUUUGGAAAUUGGAAAAACUAAAACUAAAACUAAAACUAAAAAAAGAAGAAAAAAAUCGUGAAUCCAAAACACAAUAGUUUUUUCAUUGCGUAAUACAGUAACGAAAACGAGAGUAACACCAAAACAGUCUGGACGAAGAUAAAUUGCUCGCAAAUCCUCUUAUUUAUGAGCAUUUUGUUAAUCUUUAUUCAUGUUUUUACGUAAUUCUAUAUAAUUAUUUCUUCUUUAAAAUCGCCGCCGCAUUGGCUGCAAAAAUGAAAAAAAAAAAAAAAUGUUCUUCACCUAGUAAUAAUGUUGAGCUCCAAACUCCUACCCCCAAAAACCCUCCCUUGAAAACUCAAAAAAAAACCGUCUGAAUUCUAAUUAAAAAAAAGCCAAAAAAAAAAAAAAAAAAAAAAAAACUUUUUGUAU
Molecule: messenger RNA, 4735 nt
Organism: Leptopilina heterotoma
Lineage: Eukaryota; Metazoa; Arthropoda; Insecta; Hymenoptera; Figitidae
Gene: Syp
Product: heterogeneous nuclear ribonucleoprotein R
Exons: 13
Coding region: 598-2550 (650 amino acids)
Cellular component (GO): nucleus; ribonucleoprotein complex
Molecular function (GO): mRNA binding
Source: RefSeq, a predicted model, not a curated record